AUGAGUAGAAAUAUUAGAGUACUUGAUCUCAAAAAUGUGGCAAAAUAAAGGCUAUCUAUUAAGGCUCCUGUUCAGAUUCGGAAAUUUGAUUUGUCGAGAAUUAGAGAAUAGGAAUUGGAGUUUAAAAGUUUGGUUGACUCAUUUGAAUCUGAUCAGAGCAUUAAUUCUCCGAUAAAUGGAUCAUUUGUUUUGAAAUCAUAACGUUCAUUGUCUAAAAAGAAAUAUGUAAAUUCCAAGGAAGAGUAAAAUAUAUAUGGAUUAAAAAUAUUGACAAAUUAGCGUUCUUCUUAAAAGCAAUUUGAUAGUAGAAGGUCGAGUACGGAUAUAAUUUAUUUGGAACAACAAUAAGAAAAGAGUAAUUUGGAAUGGUUAGAGCAUUGCAAAGAAAUUGAACCUCCAUAGGCGAAAUGCCAGUUUUUCCAUUAAAAAUCAAAGUAUUUAGAUUUAUAAGUAGAUAGUCAAUAUUUUUGGGAGGAUGUUGCAAUAUUGGAUCUUGACAUUCAAUAAAAUAAGUUUAUAGUUUAAAAGUAUCCUGGUGGUCAAAUUAAGAAAGUGGAUAGACUCUCUCUGCAAUUUGUAAAUUAAAACUAAGAAAUAUAUUAGAAAGUUUAACAAUCCAAUUAAUAGAGGUAAUUACUAAAGAAGAUAGAACACAAGAAAUUAUAAUAAAUUAUGUCUGUGCAUAGUACUGAAGUUUCAUAAUUCCCUAAAACCCUGAGAUAAAAAUUAUUCAAGAAAUAUAUUAACGCUUCUAUGACUACGUCUCUGCUAGAUGAAAUUUCGAGUGAAUAUAUUGUAGCUAUGAAGAAAUGCGCAGUAGGCAAUUUUGAUAACAAAUAUAAAUUUAUACCAUAAGACAGGUAUCAAUUUUAUACUUCUAAUCGAAAACAACUGAAAAAAUUGGUACACUUCUACAAAAAGUCAGCAAUAUGUGCUGUGUAAAAUAUGAUUUAAAGAAUUGAGGAUUAUACAGUAUACACCUAUGAUUUUAGAUUGAUUCAUUUACCAUUAAAAUUAGAGGAAUUUAAUCAUCAUAUUGAUUAGCAAAUUGCACUCUAACUUAACGAAUUCAAAAAUUAAAGAUUAUUUAUGCUAUCCAAUAUAUAAGAUUGUUUGUCGAAAGAACAUAGCUUUGUAACCACACAGUUAGAUCAGUUCAAAGGUGGACAACUUGAUAAGUUACUCACAAAAAUUAAUUAUAUCUAUCUAACCUUUCUAAAGAAGUAGAUCGAGAAGGAAUACUAUAUUUUGAAGUUAUUCUUAAAACAAUAUACUUAUGAUGAUAAGAAUGAAAUCAAAAUUGAAUUAAGCACCCUUCUUGAACUGAGUGUCAAAAUUAUUAUACCUAAGGGUGGUAAAAUGUCAAGGAAGGACAUUCGUCUUUCGAAUGUUCAGAUGAUUAAAUAGAAUGAUCCAAUUAUUUAUAUCUAAUACUCUUUAAACGAUAUUAUAGAAUAAUUAUUAAAACCUUGUAGGUCAUUGUUGAUAUUUGUACAAAAAUUCUAAACUAUUAGAAGCGAAUUGAUGACUUUGUUAUUAUUAAAGGAAACACUUAAAGAUAUAUUUGAUCAAAAAUAAAUUCAUGAUUUAGAAGAAGAAAUUAUACAGAUAAUAACAAUGGAAUAUUAAAAAUGUUACAAUUUAGUUGAAAGAUUCUAAAAAUUUAAGAAAUUCUUGAUUCCUUUAAAAUCAAAGGAAAUUGCUGAAAUUUUAGGAAUUGAACCCAAAGAAAAAUCAAUAACAUCAAUUAAUAAGCAAUAGAUUGUGACAAGAUUGCAAUAAUCUAAAAGUGCACUUUUGGAAAUUGAUCAUUUGUGUAAUACUAGAAGUAGAUUGGGGUUAUUUUCAGUUAAUUUAAAUGAUUUAAAAUUUGUAUUGAAGGAGAAAGUUUAAGAUCAAGCCAACCAAAUAACAAAUAAAAUAAUUGAUUUGAUCAAACAUAAUACAGCAAAUAUAAAGUCUUAGUUUGAUGAGAUACAAUCAAAGAGCUCAACAUUACCCAACACUGAGGAGAAGUUGGUGGAAUUGAAAUUGCUGUUAGGAGAGUUGAAAAUGGAGUUUUCAAGAAAGAAAGUAGAGAUAUUGUAGAUAGGAUAAAUGUUAGAAGUAUUAAACAUGUUUUAUGUUCCUUUUGAUUUCAAUUUAAUGGUGGACUUCUUUUAUUUGAAAUAUUGGCCAUAAGAUAUCACUGAAUUGGUGCAAAUGAAUAAAAAUAUGAUUGAAAAACAAGAGAAACAAUUCUUGCAGAAACUUUAAGCUGAGAAGUAUGAGUUUGAAGAACAUAUCUACAAGAUUUCAGAAUUAUUCACUGAGAUUAAAACGUUUCAUUCUUAUGAGGAGGUUAAGCAUAAAUUACCUGCUGUUAGGUAGCUUAAUUUAUAUUUUGAUGAUGCAAAGGAGAUGACACAUUCAUUUCAUUAGAGAGAAGGAUUGUUCGGUUUACCUAAUUCCACCUACCCUCAAUUAGAUUUAUUAAUUAGUGAGUUUUAACCAUAUCAGAAGUUAUGGGAAUUGGCUAGUAAUUUUGAGUAGUAAAAAGAUCAAUGGUUAUAUGGAUCAUUUAAGAAGUUGAAUUCAUAAGACAUUCAAAUAAAAAUAAAUGAUUAUGUGAACUAAACCAUUAAGAUGACUCAAUAUUUCAAAGAUGUCAAUAAUGAAUAUGCUCAAUAAUUUCUUAGAGGACUCAGAGCAGCCAUGGAGAGAUCAAAAGAAUUCAUUUGGAUUAUUGAAGCUCUAGUUAUUGAAGCAUUUCAGAAAAAGCCGUCCUUUUGGAGAGACCUGUUUAGAGAAUGUCAUAUAGCAAACUUUGAUCCAAAGGAGGAUUUUCCGUUGUAAAUUCUGAUCACAAGAGGAAUCCUGAAUGUAAAGGAGUAAGUGCUGGCAGUUUCUUAGAGAGCAGAGAAGGGGUGGAACAUAGAGAAGAGACUAAAUGAAAUGUAGGAUAAGUUAUCAGUAAUUGUGAUUGAGAUUGUACCUUAUAAAGAUACAUACAUAUUUAAAAAUUACGAGGAGGUUUAGAUGCUAUUAGAUGAAUAAUUAAAUGUUUUGGGCAUAUUAAAAGCCCAACCACAUGUGAAGAUGGUGUUGAGUAAGGCCAAUUAAUUGGAGUAUAAGACAGUUCUGAUAUAGGAUACUUUGGAAUAUGGUAUGAAAUGUUAGAAACACUGGAUUUAUUUGGAUCCCAUCUUUACUAGUGAGGACAUCAAGAAGAAAUUGGCAAAGGAGGCUUAAUUCUUUAGGAAUGUUGAUCAAUCAUUUAAGAUGUGCAUGGAAAACUUUAAUCAGAAUAGGAAGAUAUGGGAAUGCAUAGAUUCUGAGAAGAUGAAAGUAGAGUUCAGCAAUAAUGUUUUGAUGCUCGAUCAGAUUCAAAAAAGUUUAACCAUUUAUUUAGAAUCAAAGAGAGUGCUCUUUCCAAGAUUCUAUUUUGUUUCUGAUGAAGAAUUAGUCGAGAUACUGGCACAAACGAAAGAGCCUGUGUAGGUGCAAAGACAUAUCUAUAAAUGUUUUGAAUCCAUAUAGGAAUUAAAGUUCGAGAAGUAUUCCCUGAUUACAGGGUUCUAUUCAUCAUUGAAGGAAUGUGUUCCUCUGGAGUAGGCAAUUAAUGUAGCAUAGGAUGAUAAAUCUGGCAAUGUGGAAUUGUGGUUAUAGGAAUUAGAGACACAAAUGAAAAAGUCCAUUUCGAGGAUAUCAAACAGAACAUUGAAAGAUUUGAAUUGCACAAAGUAAGAAUUCAUUACAAAAUGGCCAACAUAAUCUAUUCUAUUGGCCAAUUAAAUUAAAUGGACUAGAAGCACAGAAACUGCUAUUAGACAGCAACAAAAAAUGAAUCUAAAAUUAUAUUUAAGUAUAUUACACAAAGAACUUUAAGACACCGUGUUAUUAGUAAGAUCAGAUCAAAACAAAUUACAAACAGCUACCUUGGAGGCUAUGGUUGUAAUUGAAGUACAUCAGAAAGACAUCGUGGAUACUUUGUAUAAGAAGAAUGUUCAAGAUGCAAAUGAGUUUGUUUGGAUUUCGCAGAUGAGAUUUUAUAAUGAAAUUGUGGAAUAAGAGUUUGUGGUUAAUGUCAAGAUGGUCAAUUCAGUAUUGCAAUAUGGUUUUGAAUAUUUGGGGAAUCUAACUAGAUUGGUGAUAACUAAAUUAACUGAUCGAUGUCAAAGAACUCUGUUAAGUGCAUUAAACAUGAAUUAUGGAGGAGCUCCUGAAGGACCAGCUGGAACAGGGAAAACAGAAACGGUGAAGGAUUUGGCAAAAGCAAUUGGUAUGCCUUGUAUUGUAUUUAAUUGUUCUGAAGGAUUAAAUUAUAUAGCCAUGGGUAAGUUUUUCAAGGGAUUGGCUUCUUCAGGAUCGUGGUGUUGUUUCGAUGAAUUCAAUAGAUUGGAUCCAGAGGUGUUGUCAGUGGUUGCUCAAUAGAUCUACACAAUAUUCUAGGCAGUAAAGGAAAAGAGGAAGCAAUUCAACUUUGAAGGAGUGCACAUUAACUUAACUUUGACUGUGUCUAUCAAUAUAACAAUGAAUCCAGGUUAUGCAGGGAGAUCUGAGUUACCAGAUAAUCUGUAGAUCUUGUUUCGACCUUGUGCUAUGGUGGUGCCAGAUUAUGCGAUGAUCGCUGAAAUUUAUUUGUACAGUACUGGAUUUGAGAAGGCCAGAGAAUUGAGUCAAAAGAUAGUUACAUGUUUGAGAUUGUGCAACGAAUAAUUAUCCUCUUAGGAACAUUAUGAUUUCGGUAUGAGAGCUCUCAAGGCUAUACUGAGUGCAGCCAAGAAUAUGUACGAAGGAUAUGAAGAGGAAAUAUGUUUGACAGCAAUCAUCAACGUAAAUAAACCAAAAUUUAUACCCAAUGAUGUCGAUCUCUUCAUGGCAAUUACAAAGGAUUUGUUCCCUGAUAUAAAACCAGUUGAAUCCAAUCAAUUGGAAUUAGAAGAAGCAUGUUCAGAGUUGAAUUGUUAAAUGGAUAAGUUGUUCUUAUCGAAAAUCGAAGAAUUGCAAAACAACAUCAAUGUCAGAAAUGGAGUUAUGUGUAUUGGUGAGACAUUCUCAGGUAAAACAACGACCAUUUAAGUUCUGGCCAAAGCUCUGAAUUGUCAGAUCUUUAAACUCAACCCAAAAUCUAUUAACACUGAUUAGUUAUAUGGGUUCUUGGAUCCUGAUACAAGACAAUGGUCUGAUGGAGUAGCUCCCAUUUUAAUUAGAGAAAACAUUGAGAAACCCCAGAGGAUUUGGAUUCAUUUUGAUGGUCCUGUAGAUUCACUUUGGAUCGAGAACUUAAACACCGUCUUAGAUGAUAAUCAGAAAUUAUGUUUAACAUCUGGUGAAAUAUUGAAAAUCCCAACUACGAUGUGCAUGGUCUUCGAAGUUGAAGAUCUCUCUGCAGCCUCUCCUGCCACUGUAUCUAGAUGUGGUAUGAUAUAUUAUAUUCCAUUCAAAUGGCCAUCCUUGAUUGCCUCACUAUAAUUGCCAAAUGGCUUCGAUCUAGAUUAUUUUAUAAGACGAAUGAGAUUUUUGAUUGAUCAUACCUUGGCAUGGACCAAGUUGCAUGUCAAAUUCCCUGUUAUGUACAUUGAGACUAUCCUUGUUUCCAACUUUAUUAAUCUCACCAAGAAAUGUUUGACCUUCCUUAGUGAUGAGGAGAAAACUCCAAAUAAUAUGGACAACAUGAUGAUCUUUGCUUUGGUUUGGUCUGUGGGGGCAGCCAUGGAUGAGAUCUAUAGGCCUCAAUUCAGUAAAUUUAUCAAUCAAUUAAUCAAAACUAAUAAAUCUGAUUUGUAGACUAUCUAUUAAGAUGAAGCAACUUUCUAAUUUCCCAAUAAUGAUGGCAUUGAUUAUUUCUUAUAUUGUUUUUCAAAUGGAAAGUGGGUCAAAUGGAUCAAUCUUAGCAACAAAAAGCAGAUCAAUCCUGAAAUGCAAUUCCAUCAAAUAGUUGUCCAAACACAAUCCUCCAUUCGCAAUGACUAUCUGGCUACUAUAGGUCUCCAUAUGCUUUAUUGUGGACCAACAGGCACUGGAAAAACUCUAUCCAUGGCAGCAAAAUCAGGAUUCCAAAUUGUUUGUUCUGGUUCAACUACAGGCAAUUCUAUCUAGCGAUUGAUCGAGACCAAAAUCAAUAAGAGAAGGAGGAAGGGUUAUUAUGCAUCAGAGGAAGGUCACAUCUUUAUAUUUAUUGAUGAUCUAAACAUGCCUUACAGAGAACCUGAAGGUGCUUAGCCUGCUAUAGAACUACUAAGACAAUGGAUGGAGAUGGGAGGGUGGUAUGACUUGGACAAUAAGGAAUUCAAAUACAUGUGUGAUAUCACAUUCCUUGGAGCCAUGCAACCAAAUGUAAGUGGAAGGAAUUAGGUGACAAAGAGAUUUCUGAGAUUCUUCAAUAUUUUGUAUAUCGGAGGAUUUGACAACGAGAGCAUGACGAAUAUGUUGGAGGUGUUUAUCUAUUGGUUGUCGAUCAAGAUAGAGAAUGGGGUGGAGUUCUUGAAUAUCAAGGAUUAGAUUAUAGUUACAACGCUGUUCUUAUUCGAGAAGGUGCAAACCAAGUUGUUACCCACUCCCUCGAAAUCACAUUACAUAUAUACAGUUAGAGACAUCUUCAAGAUAUUUUAGGGAAUGAGCAAAGUACACAAGAUCAUUAAUUAAUAAUAUUUGGUUAAAUUAUGGUGCCAUGAAUGUGCUAGGAUAUUUAGUGAUAGAUUGGUAGACAUGAAUGACCUCAAGAUUUACAAUGAUAUCAUGAAGGAAUCACUUCAGUAGUUGUACCCUGAUCAUCUUCAACACAAUCUAUUCCUGCCGUUAUUCAACAACUAAUAUGAGGAGGCUCCUUUGAUGCAUCGAGUAUUGGACAAAGUUAAAUGGUAUUUAGAAUAAUAUAACUAUCAAUAAUAACAAUACAAAAUGGAAUUGAUACUGUUUACUAAUGCUAUUUUACACGUGGCCAGAAUCUCAAGGAUUUUGUUAAGUGGACAUGCAUUGCUAAUUGGUAUGGGUGGAAGUGGCAGAACCUCAUUAUCAAAGUUGGCUAAUUUCAUCUUGUUUUAGCAAUCAGCAGAAACCAUUGAUUCUAAAUAAUGGGAUGAAAAUCUGUUGACAGUACUCAAAGACUCAGGAAUGGAAAAUAGAAUAAUAACAUUAAUCUUCUAGGAAUCUCAAUUUCAUUAGGAUUACAUGUUGGAAGACAUCUGUAAUAUCAUGACUCAUGGCGAGGUGUCUCAUCUAUUCCCUCCUGAGGAAAGAAUCAAAGUUUAAGAAGAAUUGCCAUACUCCUAAUUCAUCAAAAAUUGUAAACACAACAUGCAUAUCAUAUUGUGUAUGUAACCAAUAGGUGAGACUAUACGUAAACGUUUACGAUCCUUUCCAGCCAUUAUUAAUAGUACAACCAUCGAUUGGUUUAUGAGUUGGUCAGAUGAAGCUUUAGAAUCUACUGCCUUUGGAUUUCUCAAACAGAAUGCUUUAGUGAAGGUGGCUGUGGAUAUUCAUCACAAAGUACUCGAUCUCACUGAUAAGUACAAAGAGGAGAUGAGAAGAUACUUCUAUGUGACUCCCACCUAGUAUCUAUAGAUGUUGAAGAUCUAUCAGAAGAUUUAUGAGGAAAGAGUAUUGCGAUCAAGGAAGGCUAUUGAUAGAAUGGAAACAGGAAUUGAAAAGAUUCUACACACUGAAUAGGAAGUAGAUAAGAUAAGGAAUAUGCUCUUUGAAUUGCAACCUCAAUUGGAGAAGGCAACGAAUGAUAAUCAGAUUCUCUUGAAGAAGAUUAAGAAAAGAUAGCAGGAUGCAGAUUAAAAGAGAAUGGUAUGUGAACAGGACGAAAAAGAAUGUAGUGUUUAAAGAGAAGAAGCUAAUUCUUUGAGAAAUCUAUGUUAGACCUAAUUAAAUAACGUUAUUCCUUUGCUUAAAUAGGCUACAGAUGCGUUAGAGAAGAUUUCAAGGGAAGAUAUGAUUUUAUUGAAGUCAUUCAUUUACCCUCCUCCUUCGGCAGCUAUUGUAAUGGAGGGACUCUGUUAUGCAUUCGAAAUCGACGAUCAAGUUUAAUCAAAGAACAAAGAUCCUCCAACUAUUCAAGACUUCUGGGAUUUUGCAAAAAAGAAUCUAUUGAAUGACAAACUAAUCAAAAGAAUCAAGAAGAUGAAAUUAGAAGAGAUCAGAUCAAUCAAUAUUGUGAAUAUUGAAAAACUAGAAGUGUUCUCAUAAAAUCCAUUAUUCGAAAGAGACAAAGUAUUUAAUGCCUCUACGGCUGCAGGCAACCUUUCUGAUUGGAUCAGAGCUGUUUUGAAUAGUUAUUAAGCAGUCGAAAUUAUUGAACCUAAGAAGUAGCAAUUAGCAGAAGCUGAAGUUAGAUUGAAAGAUGCAGAAGAGAAAUUAGGCGUCAAAAGAUCUGCUUUGGAUGAAGUCAUGAUUGAAUUGAAGAGAUUGUCGAAUGAGUAUCAAAAGGCUAGGAUUGAAAAAGAGUAGAUUGAAUAAAAAGUUGAAAGUAUCACUAUACAAUUGUAAAGAGCAGAAAAAUUGACCAAUAAUCUUUCAGAUGAAAAAGUCAGGUGGAAAAAGAAAACCCAGAAGAUUAAAGCAGAAUAAAACACUCUUGAAGGAGAUAGCAUUCUAUGUUCAGCCUUGAUAUCUUAUAUGGGAGUAUUUCCCAUACAAUAUAGAGAAAAUGCUAUACAAUUAUGGUAGAUGAAAUUGUUAUAAGAGGGUAUUUAAUCUUCCUCACCAUUCCAAUUGUAAAAACAGUUGAGUGAUCCUUUGUAGAUUAACAAAUGGUUACAACAGAAAUUGCCGAAUGAUCAAUUUUCUAUUGAUAAUGCCAUCAUCUUGAAAUAGUCAUCUAAAUGGCCUUUGAUUAUCGAUCCUUAAUUGUAAGCAAAUCAAUGGAUUAGAAAUAUGGAAGACAGCAAAAGUUUAUUGAUAUUUAAUGCAAGAUCACCAAUCCAAUAAGUCUAAUUGCAAUUAGAACAUGCUAUUUAAAUUGGAUAUGCUGUUUUAGUUGAAAAUGUCACAGAAGACAUUGAUCCUCUCUUUAUUUAAAUCUUAUCUUAGAAGGACUUUGGAUCAACUGCUCAAAUUAAAUUCUUUGAUAAAGUCAUUGAACAAUCUAAUGAUUUUAGAUUCUACCUUACCACUAAAUUAGACAAUCCACAUUACCAACCUUAAAUUUGCGUUAUGGUUACUCUAUUGAACUUCUAAGCAACACUUCAAGGAUUAACUGAUCAAAUGUUGAAUGUGGUUGUCAAAAUUGAUGAACCAGUAAAGGAAGAAUUGAGAAUUAAGAAUAUCUUUUACUUUAUCUCCAAUCAGGAUAAACUAAUCAAAACAGAAGAUUAAAUGUUGGAACUACUCUCUUAAGCAGGAGGAGAUUUAUUAUAAAAUGAGACUAUCAUUAUCGCUCUCCAGAAUACAAAAGAUGAAGGCAAUAACAUUGAAGAAAGAAUUCGUAAGUUAGAGACUGAUAGUCAGGCAUUCAAUGUCACCAGGUAAUCCUAUUAAUAAGUGGCUGAAACUGUUGCCAAUUUAUACUUUGUAGUCUAUUAUUUAGCAACAGUUGAACCCACUUAUUUGUGGUCCUUAGAUUUCUAUGUUGCUCUUUAUUCUAAGGCUAUUAAAGAAGCAUAGCAAGGUAAACUUAAGAGAAAUCAAAAUAUCAUUGACAAAUUCAUAUUAAUGCUUUACAAUGCUGUCAAUCGAUCUUUGCUAGAAAAAGAUAAAUUGAUUUUUAGAUUUCUCUUAUGUCAACGAUUAAUGAAUGUUCCCAUCAACCUGGUUAGAACAUCAGUUAUGGGAUGUUCUUUGACUUCUACUGAAAUACCUAUGCCUAAAGAUUAUUCAUGGUUGACAUACAAAAUGUGGUUAGCAUUGGUUGACCUCUAAUAAUAAUAUCCACACAUCUUUAAAGGGAUUUGUGAUUCAUUUAGUAAUAAUAAACCAUUUUGGGAUCAUUUCUAUACUACUUCUCAUAGUUUCAAGAAUUAAAUCCUAAAUUUAGAUUAAUUCUAAAUUAACAUGAUAGUUAAAAUCAUCAAACCAGAAUAAUUCAUUCAAGCCACAAAUGAAAUGAUUAGAACAUUUAUGGGCUAAAUUUUCUUAGAAAGCAUUCCCAUCACAUUUGAAUAAUUUUAUCUGGAAUCUGAUCAAAAUACUCCAUUGCUCUGUGUCACAACUCCAGGAGCUGAUCCAAGAUCUGAAAUCAUUGGUUUAGCUCAUAAAUACGGAUUUUAAGAUAAGCUUAAUGUUAUCUCAUUGGGAUAAGGAUAGAGUUAAUUAGCAAUUAAGUUAAUCUUGAAGGCUAUCUAAAAUGGAAAUUGGGUGCUCUUAUAAAAUUGUCAUCUGGCAGCCUCAUUUAUGCCUGAAUUAGAAAAACUUUACGAAAAUUAAUUGAAGCAAAAUAUACAUACAAAUUUUAGACUCUGGUUAACUACUUUGCCUACUAAUCUAUUACCAUAAAAUGUAAUUAUAAGAGCUCUCAAAAUGACAUACGAAUUGCCAAGGGGAAUUAAGAAUAAUAUGUUGAGGUCAUAUUUGUCUCAAGACCCGGAGAAGUUUGAAUUAUGUAAAAGAUUAAAGGAAUGGAAGAAUUUAUUUUUUUCUUUGGCUCUUCUUCAUGCUUGUUUGCUUGAACGUAAAAAGUAUGGACCAUUAGGAUGGAACAUAGGAUAUAAUUUCUCAUAACAUGAUUUAGAAAUGUCUAAAGAAUAGAUUCUGUAUUUUCUGGAUUAAAAUAAUGAUAUUCCUUGGGAUGCUCUUCAUUACCUAAUAGCAGAAAAUAAUUAUGGAGGUAGAGUCACUGAUCCUGUUGAUAGGAAGUUGUUAAAUAUUUAUGUUUCCGAUCUUAUUAACAAAGACAUUGUGGAAGGCUUUUCAUUCAACGAUGUUUAUAAAGUGCCUUCAGAAAUGCCAUUAAAGGGAUAUAUAGAAUAUAUAGCAACCUUUCCAAUUGCUGAUCCUCCUCAGUUAUUCGGAUUGCAUCCAAAUGCUGAAAUCUACUCUGCCAUUUUAGAUACUGAAAACUUAAGUUCGACGAUCUUGUAAUUGCUUCCAAGAACUUUAGGAGACUAAAGCAUUCAUCCAGACAAAUUAGUUUAGAAGAAAGGAAGAUCUAUUUUAAAUGAACUACCAGCUUAAUUUAAUAUUUCAUUAGUUGAAUCAAAGUAUCCAUUACUCUAAGACAAUUCUAUGCAUACACUCAUCUAAUAAGAAGUUAAUAAGUAUAAUAAAUUAAUUUCUCAAAUAUUCAAUUCAUUAGAAUAACUGAUGCAAGCACUGGAAGGCUACAUUAAUAUGACAGAUUAACUAAAUGACAUUUACAAUUCCAUUUUCGAUAAUAAAAUACCCUCAGAUUGGAGCAAGCUCUCUUAUUUGACUACUAAGCCUUUAGGAUCAUGGUUCAGCGAUUUGCUUAAAAGAAUUCAAUUUUUAGACAGUUGGAUUAAUAAUGGAGAACCUACAAUCUUUUGGCUUGGAAGCUUUUUCUUUAUUCAAGGAUUCUUAACUGCAGUAUUACAGAAUUAUUCAAGAAAAUCCAAGAUUCCAAUUGAUUAAUUAAAAUUUGAUUUUGAGUUUAUGAAACAAAUUCCAAAUCAAGGUUCUCAACAUGGAAUUUUUAUUGAAGGAUUAUCAAUUGAUGGAGCUCAAUUUGAUUUGGAAGAAUAAACUCUACUAGAACCAGAUCUCAACAUAUUAUUUUUUAAAUGCCCAAUUAUUAAGUUUAUACCAACUAAUUAGCCAAAAAAAUAUAAUCAUUACUCCUGUCCUUUAUAUAAUACUUCUCAAAGAAAAGGAGUUCUGACCUCAAAUGGUUUAUCAAUCAACUUUAUCUGCAAUAUUAAAAUACCAAUUAAGAAUGAAAAGAAACAUUGGUCUAAAAGAGGAGUGGCUCUGAUCAUUUAAAUUGAUUGA
Molecule: messenger RNA, 11871 nt
Organism: Paramecium tetraurelia
Lineage: Eukaryota; Ciliophora; Oligohymenophorea; Peniculida; Parameciidae
Exons: 9
Biological process (GO): microtubule-based movement
Cellular component (GO): dynein complex
Molecular function (GO): ATP binding; dynein light intermediate chain binding; minus-end-directed microtubule motor activity
Source: RefSeq, a predicted model, not a curated record